Messenger RNA from Malurus melanocephalus (red-backed fairy wren), 3494 nucleotides. Its product is annotated as riboflavin-binding protein. Gene Ontology annotation, molecular function: riboflavin binding; signaling receptor activity; riboflavin transmembrane transporter activity. The record is from RefSeq and is a predicted model, not a curated record. Gene Ontology annotation, cellular component: external side of plasma membrane. The coding region runs from base 16 to 738 and encodes 240 amino acids. NCBI's taxonomy places the organism in Eukaryota, Metazoa, Chordata, Aves, Passeriformes, Maluridae. The transcript has 5 exons.
AAGAGCUGAAGAACAAUGCUGAGGUUUGCUAUCACCCUCCUUGCUGUCAUAACAUCAUCCACCUGCCAAAAAUAUGGAUGUCUCGAAGGGGACACCCAAAAACUGAAGCCAAGUCCUGAGCCAAAUAUGCAAGAGUGCACUCWGUACUCUAAAGCUUCCUGUUGCUAUGCAGACUUCACAGAGCAAUUGGCUCAUUCCCCGGUAAUUAAAGUAAGCAACAGCUACUGGAACAGAUGUGGGCAGCUCAGUAAAUCCUGUGAAGAUUUCACAAAGAAAAUYGAGUGCUUUUACCGGUGUUCUCCACAUGCUGCUCGCUGGAUCCAUCCCAACGACACUGCUGCUAUUCAGGCUGUUCCAUUGUGUCAAAGCUUUUGUGAUGACUGGUAUGAAGCCUGCAAAGAUGAUUCCAUAUGUGUUCGUAACUGGCUGACGGACUGGGAAUGGGAUGAAAGUGGAGAAAACCACUGUAAGAAUAAAUGUGUUCCAUACAGUGAGAUGUACGCGAAUGGGACUGACAUGUGCCAGAGUAUGUGGGGAGAGUCAUUUAAGGUGAGCAAAUCCUCCUGCCUCUGCUUGCAAAUGAACAAGAAGGACACGAUUGCAAUCAAGUAUCUCCUCUCCGGAAGCUCAGAGGAAAGCUCUAGCAGCAGCAGCAGCAGCAGUGAGGAGCAUGCCUGCCAAAAGAAACUCCUGAAGUUUGAGAAACUAAAGGGAGAGGAAGGUGAACAGACAAGAUAAAUGCUAGUGGAUGUAUGUCAGGACAAGAGAWAUCGYCGUGGAGGCUGGGCUCGGGGCAUCAUGCCAGUCUGCUUUAUCCCUUGCUUUCUAGAAUGUAAUAAAUCAAUGGUUGUAUUAAUCUUCCUCUGAUGUUUUUGCAUCUGCAUCACAAAGCUCCAGACAGGUUAGCACAGGUGUAAACUUGUGACUUGAACUGAGCAGCCACAAGCCUGAAGGAAACAACUAGGGGUUGACUUUCAAAGAGAAGAGGCACAGGCAGCCUCUGCUGACUUAAGGUGGAACAGAGAACUGGAGUCCCCUGGAAGGUCACGCCUGCCAGUAAUGCACCAGAUCUUCAACCCAAACACUYCAUUAGCACAGGCACAGCACUCCUGUCACGAGUUCCUGUGUGCCUGGCUCCACUCAGAUAAAGAAGAAAUUUUCAGGCAGAAAUAGGUCAGCGAGCCUGGCUACUGACCACUGAAAAUAUAUUUAUUUUGUAUCUUAAAAACAGGGCUUUAUAGUGUACCACAUAAAUCUCUGGAUCCAAAUAUUGUCAGUAUACAGCAUGCACGGUCUGUUGCACAGGGCUUUCACCUUAAGCAAGAGCAGUAGAAAAGUCUCCUACAGUAUCAAUUUAAAGCAUAAUUUUGAGUGCAAUUAUUCCCACUGAAUUAUUCCAAACAUAAUGGUCUCCAGCAAACCAAAGUGUCAGAGACAGCCCCAGUCAGGUUUGUCCCAUCAGUAAUUCUGCUUUCCAGCAUCACUGUUACAGUCAAACUAAAAACAAAAUCUGCACCAGUCCCAGAAGGAUUUGUCAGGUAAAUGAUGUAUGAAGUCCUGUUUUCAGUUAUGCAUCCAUACUUCCUCUGACUCACUGUAGAGUGGACAGGUCUGUGCCAUUCUGUGCAGCCAUUUGCAGUGCCAUCACCACAGAAACCAAGAGAAGGGAUGCAUUUGGGGGUCACAUUACCAAAUUGUGAAAAUCAGCAUCAUCUUGGUGCUUCCAGAGGAUCUGAUUGCCUUACAGCAUUUCAGCAUCUGGUCCACAGUUAAAACAAUGACUUGGCACACCCUGUUAAACCGGGAGAAUCUUAAAAAUCUAACACACUUUCUUCACUGGGCUGUUUAUUUAUUGGGAUGGUUUCACACAGCUGCAAUAGUAAUGCUAAACCCAUUAGGUCAUGCUCUGCUUCCAACCGGCUUCUCAGAACAUUUAACAAUGGACUAGUUCCUACCAGCACUGAAUUGUUUUUAGAAUUAUACUUUGCCACAUCUGUAUUUUGUGCUAAUUCAAUUUGUCRGUUCUACUGUUAGAAAAAGAAAGAACAAGAAUUUCAUGUUCUGUAAAGCUCUGACAGUCCUUUUCUCCUCUUUCACUCUCUUCUUUCCUGUCCUUCUUUAUUGCACCUGAAUUAGAGCAGAAAUUUUCCUGCAUUUUAUUUUGUUAUGCUCAAAAUUCAAGAAUCCCUCUCACUGCCAUAACACCAACUUUUUCUGUAUCACCAUGGACAAACAUUUUCUUCAUGUGUUUGUUAAGUAUAGCACAAUUGUUUCUGCCUGUGUCUGCUCUUUUUUUUCUCAUUCCACUUUAUUCUCUUUGCUCUGACUAAAUUACUCUUGAAACCACUCUCAACAAACAAACUCCUCCAUGCUUCAUUUCAGGAUGACCCAUAAGACUGAUUAUUGCAUGCUUUUGAAGAGCAUUGGGUCCUACAGCAAGAUAAAGGACCAAGAAAGACCAUUUUGCUCCUAUUUAUCACUUUCCCACUGACUCAUGRUGCACCCUAAGUAAACCAUUUAACUGUUUUGUGACCCAAAUAAUUUUGCAGAGCUACCAUAUUUCCUCUAGGUCGUUUCUUUCCUAGGACAAAACUUCAAGAACUUCUCAGCUGUCCCUAUGGACAGUUUUCUACUCUACAGCUCCCUGGUCCCAGAAGUGUGAACAGKGAUCUUGGCUCUCAGGCCUAUUGCUUUGCACUUUCUUGUAUUACGAAACCUUGACAUGAAUAUACCAAGCUUUUAAGCCACUGGUUUGCUCUAUCUAGUUGCUUUGUAUACCCAGUCAUUUACACCUUAAAGAACCUUUGUGACACUCAGAAAUGCUAUCAGUAGGUAUUUCAAUUUACAGAAAAGCUAGGAUAGUUCAAGUAAAGCAAAAUGAAAAAUAACACAAAUGGCUAUAAAACAGACUACAGCAGUACACUGUGAAGGUAACCAGGGAAAAGAAAGAUCCAAGUUACUGGUGCCUGUAGACAUCCCCAGUUAAUGCUGCUCUGAUUAGGUAAGUGCCUCUAUGCAUCAUAGCCCAAAAGCACACRUCCUGCCUCUGGAGCCACGCUGCCCCAGCCCACUGAAAUGCCUCUGUAUUGAGUGACAUUAGGCUUGACUAAGAUCUUUAUUAAAAUGUCACAAUGGUAGUCAAAUGCUUUGUGAAAUAGGUUGGGAAAUAUGUUCCUACACCAAUCUGAGGAAACAGAUUUAAAAYCCUUAUCAAUAAAUUAAACUCGACUUAUCAACAAGAGAGCAUUGAUAAAAGUAAAAAUUAAUGCCAAUUAUUGACUUAUUAACAAGCUGGCUAAAAAUCAGCUUUUGUACUCUGCUACUUGGGCCUGGUGUCAUGUUACCCAGCUAAGCUGGGUCAUCCUGAUUGUUCUGUUUGUUUAGUUUUCUUUCCUUAAACAUUGGCAGAAUACUGUGAGUCUUCUGAAAUUUCACUGACAUGCCAGGAUUUCUUACAAAUCAGAUCUCUCAUGACAGUUCUGUUAAGAGUUUUU